This is a messenger RNA of Medicago truncatula (barrel medic), 1094 nucleotides long. RefSeq names its product mediator of RNA polymerase II transcription subunit 6. Gene Ontology annotation, biological process: regulation of transcription by RNA polymerase II. The record is from RefSeq and is a predicted model, not a curated record. The transcript has 5 exons. Gene Ontology annotation, molecular function: transcription coregulator activity. Bases 74 to 820 code for a protein of 248 amino acids. Lineage: Eukaryota; Viridiplantae; Streptophyta; Magnoliopsida; Fabales; Fabaceae. Gene Ontology annotation, cellular component: mediator complex.
AUUAAUAUGAACUCUGCUUGAGCCGUGUUUAAUCGUUUCAAAUCACAGCAGUUCUAGAGAAUCGGCGCCGGAGAUGGCGACACCGGGAAUGGGAAUGUUAGACGGCGGAGUACCGACGGCGCAACCACCAGGAACAGACAUGACCGGAAUAUGCUUCAGAGAUCAAUUAUGGCUAAACACAUAUCCACUCGAUCGUAACCUCGUCUUCGAUUACUUCGCUUUAUCACCUUUCUACGAUUGGACUUCUAACAACGAACAACUCCGAAUGCGUUCUCAUCAUCCACUUGAUUCCUCUCAACUCACGAAAAUGAUUGGUAUAGAAUAUGUGUUGAGUGAAGUUAUGGAACCUCAUCUUUUUAUUAUGAAGAAGCAGAAGAGGGAUAGUCCUGAUAAAGUUACUCCAAUGCUUGCUUAUUAUAUUUUGGAUGGUUCUAUUUAUCAAGCUCCUCAAUUAUCCAAUGUUUUUGCUGCUAGAAUUGGAAGGGCACUAUAUUAUAUUGAAAAAGCAUUUACUACGGCCGCAUCUAAGUUGGAGAAGAUAGGAUAUGUCGAUUCUGAAAAUGAGACUACAAUUCCGGAACCAAAGGUGGCUAAGGAGACAAUUGACUUAAAAGAAAUUAAGCGAGUGGAUCAUAUUCUUGCUUCCUUGCAACGCAAGCUUCCACCUGCUCCGCCUCCGCCACCAUUUCCAGAAGGGUAUGUUCCACCUUCAACAGCAGAAACUGAGAAAGGCCCUGAAACUCAGGAAGCAGCUGAGUCACUAGCACCUACCGUUGAUCCCAUACUUGAUCAAGGACCUGCAAAAAGAAUGAAAUUUUGAUAGUUACAGGAAAAGUUGAUUAAUGUUUAUUCCUUUCGGGAAGGCCUACCCAAAAGAUGGUUAACUUUAUGUUAUUAUUUGGUCUAUAAUAUGUUGUUCUGUUACUAUCUUCACCAUGAAUGUAAAUAUUCUCUAUUAGGCUCACUGUGAGAUGGUAUCAAACUUUGACAUUUCAUUCUAGUCAUUACAUGGAAUGAUAGUGCAAGCAAAAACAAUCUUAAUUAUCAUUCGAAAUUUUCUGUCCACUGAACUUCGCUACGUGGACUUGCUUUCA